Messenger RNA from Carya illinoinensis, 4859 nucleotides. RefSeq names its product pentatricopeptide repeat-containing protein At1g56690, mitochondrial-like. NCBI's taxonomy places the organism in Eukaryota, Viridiplantae, Streptophyta, Magnoliopsida, Fagales, Juglandaceae. The transcript is spliced from 7 exons. Gene Ontology annotation, molecular function: zinc ion binding; RNA binding; protein binding. Bases 560 to 2671 code for a protein of 703 amino acids. The record is from RefSeq and is a predicted model, not a curated record. Gene Ontology annotation, biological process: RNA modification.
AGUGGCUGAUCCGUAUCAUUACUCAACGAGUUAUAGAACGUAUUACCAGCCUACAGUGUUCUCUCUCGCUCGAACCUGAACGUCUCCUCUCUUGCAUCUCUCUUGCAGACUCAGCUCUCUCUCUUGCAUCUCUGUCUGUCUCUGUGUCUCGCAGCUCUCUCUCUCUGUGUUUCUCAUUCUCUAACUUAGACUCUCUUGCUGGCUCUCUGUGGUGGUUGGAUCGUGGAAGCCUUCUCUACAAGCACCGAAAAAAACUGAUCCAAGUUUCUUAAAACAUGAUAAAAGUGGUUCAGAUGAAAUGCUGUAAAUUGCUAGUCCAGCUCUUAAGCUAAGUUCAAAUAUCUUUGGGAAAACGACAUCCCCUUCUUGUACUGCCAGUAGUUCUUGUCAUCAUACUUCAUGGUACCUACCUCUUUGAAGAGUUUCCCGCUCCACACUUCAAGAAUAUUUUUUCUGCCAGUUUUUAGUUCUAAGUAUUCUAGAAGUCUCAAAAUUACUGAAUCAAAGAUUUGAAAUUGGUGUUUUUUCCCCUUUGGGUAGUUCAGAUUAUAUUGAAUCAAUGCAGUUUAGGUUAAUCCCAUAUAGAAUAUAUAGUACGAGUGUUGUGGUUUCCUCCACUUCUCAGAUUGCCCGGUUUGCCCGUGUCGGCCAAAUCGAGAAUGCCAGAAGGGUGUUUGAUCAAAUGCAUGAUAAGAGCAUUGUCGCUUGGAACUCAAUUGUUUCUGGGUACCUCCAAAAUUUUCGGCCUUGUGAAGCCAGGAUCUUGUUUGAUAGAAUGCCAGAGAGGAACACUGUUUCUUGGAAUGGGUUGUUGUCUGGGUAUAUAAAGAACGGGAUGGUUGGUGAAGCUAGAAAAAUAUUUGAUACUAUGCCUGAAAGGAAUGUUGUUUCAUGGACCGUGAUGGUUAGGGGAUAUGUCCUAAAGGGCAUGGUUUCGGAGGCGGAAUCACUGUUUUGGCGAAUGCCUGAAAAGAAUGUUGUGUCUUGGACCGUAAUGUUGGGUGGUCUAAUUCAAGAAGGACGGGUUGAUGAGGCUUGUCGACUUUUUGAUAUGAUGCCCGAGAAGGAUGUGGUGGUGAGGACUAGUAUGAUCGGAGGGUAUUGUCAGGCAGGUCGACUGGCUGAAGCUCGUGAGAUUUUUGAUGUUAUGCCACGUAGGAAUGUGAUUACUUGGACUACAAUGAUUUCUGGGUAUGUCCAUAAUCAUUGCAUUGAUGUUGCUAGAAAGCUUUUUGAAGUGAUGCCAGCGAAAAAUGAGGUAUCAUGGACGGUGAUGCUUAUGGGGUACACUCACUGUGGGCGGAUAAAAGAGGCUUCAGAACUUUUUGAUGUAAUGCCAAUGAAGUCAAUUGUUGCUUGUAAUGCAAUGAUACUUGGAUUUGGCCAGAAUGGGGAGGUAGCUAAGGCAAGGAGGGUGUUUGACCAAAUGAGGGAGAAAGAUGAUGGGACGUGGAGUGCAAUGAUAAAGGUUUAUGAAAGGAAAGGACUUGAAUUGCAAGCUCUUAAUUUGUUUGCUGCAAUGCAAAGGGGAGGAAUUAGCCCAAACUUCCCUUCAUUGAUCAGUGUUCUUUGUGUUUGUUCCAGCCUGGCAAGUCUCGAUCAUGGUAAACAGGUUCAUGCUCAGUUGGUGAGAUCCCACUAUGAUCGUGAUGUGUAUGUUUCCUCAGUUUUGAUCACAAUGUAUGUCAAAUGUGGAGACCUUGUGAAGGCAAAGCUGGUGUUUGACAGGUUUGCUCCAAAGGAUAUUGUUAUGUGGAAUUCUAUUAUUACAGGGUAUGCCCAGCAUGGUUUAGGAGAGGAAGCUUUGCAGGUCUUCCAUGAGAUGUGCUCUUUGAACAUUUUGCCAGAUGAUGUCACAUUUAUUGGAGUUCUUUCAGCAUGUAGCUACACUGGGAAGGUCAACGAAGGGCGUGAAAUUUUUGAGUCCAUGAACUCCAAAUAUCAGGUGGAGCCAACAACUGAACACUAUGCUUGCAUGGUUGAUCUACUUGGCCGAGCAGGCCAGGUAAAUGAGGCAAUGAAUUUAAUUGAGAAUAUGCCAGUGGAAGCAGAUGCUAUUGUUUGGGGUGCUUUACUGGGUGCUUGUAGAACUCACAUGAAGUUGGAUUUGGCUGAAGUUGCAGCAAAGAAACUCGUACAGCUUGAGCCCAAAAAUUCUGGGCCCUACAUUUUACUAUCAAAUAUUUAUGCAUCCAAAGGUAAAUGGCAUGAUGUUGCAGACCUGAGGAAAAAAAUGAGAGCAAGGAGUGUGAGCAAGUCACCUGGGUGUAGCUGGAUUGAGGUGGAGAAGAAAGUACAUAUGUUUACUGGGGGAGAUAGCAUGGGCCACCCUGAGCAGGAAAUCAUCUUGAGAAUGUUGGAGAGAUUAAGCGGAAUGUUAAGGGAAGCUGGGUACUGCCCUGAUGGUACCUUUGUGCUGCAUGAUGUGGAUGAAGAAGAGAAGGUGCAGAGCUUGAGGUAUCAUAGUGAGAAAUUGGCUGUAGUAUAUGGACUCCUAAAGCUGCCAGAAGGGAUGCCCAUUAGGGUGAUGAAGAAUCUUCGAGUUUGUGGGGACUGUCAUUCUGCAAUCAAAUUAAUAGCAAAAAUAACGGGGAGGGAGAUCAUUUUGAGGGAUACUAAUAGAUUUCAUCAUUUCAAGGACGGAUUGUGUUCUUGCCGAGACUAUUGGUGAUCGCACAGUUCCACAACAUACUGUUUUAGAGCAUCAUUUGUGCAUACUCACCCUCCAAGAGUCUCACAUUAGACAUUCAGGCAAAGUCUCACAUCACUGGAUGAUUUUAAGCUAAUAUUAUGAGUGAUUGUUUUGGCCUGAUGAAAAAAGUAAAUUUAAAAAAUGAGUAGGAACAUGCUUAGCAAAUCAACCUCAUGAGUUCAGGGUUAUACAUGGCUUAUGCUUUACAAAGAAGAAAAGAAUCAAGGCAAAAAUGAUCAGAUGAUCCGGAUUGAUCUUAAAAAUGGUGCAAUUAAUGACCUAGUUGAGACAUGUGACUGAGCAGUCAACCUUUUUCCCGUGUGAAAUUUUUCUACAAUGUCCAUAGACUGCUCUCUAGUUGGUAACUUAGAUGCUCUAAAACUCUGUUGUAAAUAUAAAUAUUUCAGAGGCCUUGUCAUGAGGAUUCCAAGAGUGACAACUUUCUCACUGGCAUCUAAAGUGUGAGCAUGUGAAGGCAGCAUGGCAUGAUUGCUUCAUGAGGGAGAUCCUCCAUCUCAUUUGCUGUGCCAUGCCAACCAAAUUCUGCAGGGCAAGUUUUAUCACUGAACAUAGCAUAGUUUGUUUGAGGUUCUAUGAUGAUUUGCAGCUAGAUAUAUGACAUUACAUUAUUAUGAAGUGGGUUUAAGGUCAUUCAGCAAAUUUUGUUUUUGCAGGCACUUUGGGUUGGAGGUCAUACAGAAGAUUCAGUGGAUUUAGAAAUGCAUUGGUAUGCGCACCAAAGGGUUAAGCGAUUGAGGUUAACUCCACUUCCCUAAUGCUCCAACCUAAGCCACCAAAAUGCUGAUUGGUUCUACUACUCCCAACCCAUAUUGAGGUGCUUUUCUUGAGUCAGCAGAGUCCAACAAGUCAAUGGUACAGUCCAUUUCUUGUGGCGCGUUACAACCCUGACACUAAGGAAUUCAAAGCGUGUGCCGUGUCAUGUCUGGGUUUGCAGAUUCUUUUUACAGAGAGGGAACUACACCUGCUCUAAUAGGUGGGGUUCAAAACUGGAAGAAACAUUUGGGGCAAGACCAGAUUUGUUAGCAGAUACAAUGGUGGUGGACUGAAAUAAUUACAUCUGUUUAUUCCAAAACUCCAACUGAAAAAGCAAUGAGAAACUUGGGCUACCUACCAAAUGUAUGUGGUAAGGGCUAUGCCUGAAUAGCUGGGCCAGCAUAUUUUCCCUGGCGCUUAUAGAGAACAUCUGGUGUUUCUAUCUCUGCAAGCCAUGCAUAGUCCUCUUUUUUUCCAUUAAUUAUACCAGCUCCAUUUCUUGCUACUGGCAGCAAUGUGUUUAACAGCUGACUCAAGUUAGUUGCCAUUUUCAAAUGAGAUUGGCCUGUCGUUACAAGUCUCAAACCAUGAAAGGUCCUUAUGAUUGACCGUUCUUCUGUUGGUCAAAGAGGUCCAUCCUUUUUUCAACCAAAGCAAAUGAAGUUGGUCUAUUUUGAAUGGAAUUUGGACUGGAUGAUGUUCUGAGUGGCUCGAAUCCAACCUUUUUUUUUUUUUUUUGGAAAAAUAGAAAGAAACUGAAUAUAUAUAUAUAUAAAAGCCUGCAUCAAUUCUUUCCCAAGAGAGAGAUAUUGCCCACUCCCAUGCAUCCUAGAAAAUACGUACAAAACUAUGAAUAGGGACAGCAUGUACAAGUCCUUUUUAAGUCUUCAGACAAAUAACAUGACCGACAGGACAUGUGCAUUUGACAGCAAGAGACUGUUCUCUGUUUUUUCUAUCCUGUUUCUUUCUGUUUAUUUGUUUUAUUGUAAUGGUGUUGUGCCAUGGAUCUGAAAGGUGCUGCAAGAGAUUGUCAAAUGGUCCCUUUCCAGUAAUAUUGUGCAGAACCACAAAUCCCCAAAAUGCCAACAUUGCCAAUCUAAUUGUGGAUUGAUCUUCAAAGUGAACAAAAUAACUGCCGUAAGAUAACGUUGGAGUUAGUGCAACGAAGGAAUGAGAGAGUACUUCAUAAAUGUGUAGCGAUCGAGUAAGCCAAAUUUAAAGCAAUGGGGAAGAAGUACUAGGAAACCUUGAAAUUGUUGUUGUUGUCAUGGUUUAUUUUUAUUAUAAUGAACAUGUAGUGGUGAAUGUUGUGGGAAUGUAAUGGGCAUGUGGUGAAGGUUGUAAUCUUUUGUUGUGAAUGCUGAAUGUUGUUCUUUUUUUCCAGCUGAAUAAA